Molecule: messenger RNA, 981 nt
Organism: Penicillium digitatum Pd1
Lineage: Eukaryota; Fungi; Ascomycota; Eurotiomycetes; Eurotiales; Aspergillaceae
Source: RefSeq, a predicted model, not a curated record
AUGGCGUCUCUUCCAAACUUCGAUGAUCUUCCUCCAGUCAAGGGGAUGCCGCAAGGCUGUGCAUGGGGCAUCUUCGACAAAGACGACAGGAAGGAUCUUCUAGGCACCUUGAAUCUCCUAACCCCAGAAGUUGUCCAGAAUGCUGUCGCAGAGGUUCGCCAAGGCGUGUCCAUCUCUCUGAAUUGGCCCAUUGGAAGCAUCAAAAUUCCAGGGUUCUUUCGAAAAAGCCUCUGUCACAAUGUCAUGAAGCUGGAAGACUCGGUAUCUGGCAGCCACUAUGGGUUUGAUGACGAGCUCGAAUUCAACACCCAAGCUAGUAGUCAAUGGGAUAGUUUGGCUCAUUUCAUGCAUCUCCCAACCGGCCUCGUCUACAACGGAGUGAACCCAACAAUCGAAGCGUUUCAAACCCCCGAAACUGUCCAGCAUCUCCCGACACUAGACCGCCGAGGCGUACUAAUCGACUUCAAGAGUUACGCGCAGAACCACGGGAUAAGCUACGACCAAUUCUCUGGCUUCCGAAUCGGGAUCAGCGAGCUAGAAGCAGUAGCUGCCUGGCAGGGACUAACCUUCCUAGCAGGAGAUAUCCUACUCAUCCGAUUUGGCGUAACAGAGACGCUGGCUCAAAUGACUGGCGCAGAGCAGGGCGUUGCAAUGAGCAGCGGCAAGAUGUGUGGACUGGAGGGAAGUAAAGAAAUGGCGCGCUGGCUCUGGGAUCGGCAUUUUGCCGCUGUUGCUAGUGAUAACACUGCUGUUGAAGCUAUGCCGCCUCUCAUUGACGGUGUUGAACAGUCUACCCAUGAGCUAGUGUUGCAUCAGUGGUGUCUGAGUUUGCUGGGUAUUCCACUUGGGGAGCUUUGGGAUUUGAAAGUACUGGCUCAUACGUGUAGGACUAGUAGCCAGUAUUCUUUCCUGCUUACUUCGUCUCCGCUGAAUGUUCCUGGUGCUGUCGCGAGUCCUCCCAAUGCACUGGCCAUUCUGUGA